Molecule: messenger RNA, 896 nt
Organism: Halichondria panicea
Lineage: Eukaryota; Metazoa; Porifera; Demospongiae; Suberitida; Halichondriidae
Exons: 6
Coding region: 117-776 (219 amino acids)
Molecular function (GO): lipid binding
Source: RefSeq, a predicted model, not a curated record
CAUCUUCGUGGAUAAAUGAUAACGAUUAAUACCACCACAAAUUAUUGCAUUUUGACACUUAGUUCAAGGGCUACUACUAUACUGUUUACACCACUAUAUAUUCUGACUAGACUGGCAUGGCUACCGCUGAUGAUGACUACAAUCCCUUCUCAGAGGAUGACCUCCAGAAAAUACUGCAUGAGGAGAAGGAGAGCAGUCGUGAAGAAGGUUGGAAGUUUCUGAGAAAGAAUGACCUUUGUGAAGUAUGGUGCAAGAAUGAGGAAGACAAACCAGUGCAUCUCAUCAAGGGCUUCCUCUCCUUUCCCGGUAUACCUCCAGACAAAAUUGUUGAGCUACUCUAUGACUUGGAGAGACGCAAAGAGUGGGACACAGCCUUCCCUAUCAUCGAUCUCGUGGAAACACACAAGCACUACAGGGUGGUCUACUGGCUGGCCAAGAUGCCGAUUGGUGUAACUGACAGGGACAUUGUUCAGCACAUCGGUAUGAGGAGAGAUGAGGCUGCUAACAUGACCUACUUUCUCUACAAGAAUGCCACUCAUGAGAAGUACCCCGCUGGAGAUACCGGGACCAUCAGAGGUGAAACUAUUCUCUCUGGUGUGAUUGUACGGCCCGACCCCAGUGACCCUGGCUCAACCAAGAUGUCCUUACUGCUACAGAAUGACAUGAAAGGGUGGAUCCCUCACAUGAUUGUCAAUGCCUUUGCCUCUAGGGCCCCUGAAACGUGGAGGGACAGUCUCGAGAAGUACUAUCAUGAGCAAUAUGCUGGAAAGAAGUAAUGAAUCGAACUGAUUCUAAGACAAAAUUCUGGUUCUAUUUUGUGGUUCUGCAUGCAUGUACAAUUAACCCCCUUCACUAAUUAAAAUUAUGAUCAAUAAAAUUAUUUUCUGCUUUGUUUA